GCUGUAGGAGGAAGAGAUCCGCCAUUUUAGAGCAGACACAUACACACUCGAGUCACUGAUCAUUUAAUGGUGUGUACGAUUUUCUAAAAGAACAGGGAAUUAAUAGAGUUAUUACGAACAAAUCUAAAGAGAGAGGAGAGUUUUCAAAAGUGUUUAAUCCACGGGGGCUGAAGAUGUCUGCCGACAGGAGAGAUGAGAAAGAUGGGGAACUGAAUGUGCUGGAAGACAUUUUGACUGAUGCUCCUGACCAGGACGAUGAGCUCUACAACCCUGAAAGUGAACACGAUAUUAAUGAGAAAAAAGGGUCUAAAAGAAAGCACGAACGAAGAGACAGCCAGGAUGCAAAGCGGCUCAGAGCUUCAGGACACACUACCAGACAGCCAUUAAAGAGAGCUACCCCUUCUUCUGGAUCAAAAAAGACAAGCAAUCUCGGAGGAAGACAUGGAUCAGAAGACCUCUAUGAAGAUAGAAAGAGCCAUGCUGGAAGGGCGGGUGCAUCUCGGGCUGAUUUAUCAAAAGGAUAUGGUGAAAAGGGCCUGUCCCGCAGCAGAGACUCCCAGAGACGGAUCAAGCCCCUGCUCCCUGAGCUGACAGAGAAGAUGCAGAGGACUAGUGAGGACAGUACAGGCAGGGCAAGUCACUCCUCCAGAGAGGAAGAGGCUCAUUCAGAAGAAUAUGCAACUGGCAGCUCUGUGGCUUCCUCUGAGGGCAACUGCUCGGAUGUUGAAGAGGAAGGAGCCAUGCAGGAGGAAGGAGAAGAGAAGGAAGGAGAAGAAGAAGAGGAGGAGGAGGAGGAAGAAGAGGAAGGGGAUGAAGAAGAGGAGGAGUAUGAACUGGAGGAGGAGGACCCACGGGAGAGAAAUGAAGAGAAUGACUACGAUACUCGAAGUGAAGCCAGUGAUUCCCAGUCUGAGUCUGUGUCCUUCUCGGAGGGAGAGUCUGUGCAUUCAGCCUCAGGCUCAGAGGCGUCAGGGUCUGAAAAGAAACAUGAGAAACUGUCCUCUUCUGUCAGAGCUGUGAGGAAGGAUCAAACCAGCAAGCUGAAGUAUAUCCUGAGAGAGGCCAGGUUUUUUCUAAUCAAGAGCAACAAUCAUGAGAACGUCUCCCUGGCUAAAGCAAAGGGUGUUUGGUCCACUUUGCCUGUAAAUGAGAAAAAACUCAAUGCAGCUUUCCGCUCUGCUCGAAGUGUUUUGCUAAUCUUUUCAGUUAGGGAGAGUGGAAAGUUUCAAGGUUUUGCUCGACUCUCGUCUGAAUCUCAACAUGGAGGUUCUCCUAUCCACUGGGUUCUACCCGCAGGCAUCAAUGCCAAGAUGCUUGGAGGAGUCUUCAAGAUUGACUGGAUUUGCAGGCGGGAAUUACCUUUCACAAAAACAGCUCACCUCUCCAACUCAUGGAAUGAGCACAAGCCUGUAAAGAUUGGACGUGAUGGACAGGAGAUCGAAACAGACUGCGGGACACAGCUGUGCAUGCUCUUCCCACCUGAUGAGAGCAUUGACUUGUAUCAAGUCAUUCACAAAAUGCGGCACAAGAAGGGGAUGCACUCAGAGCAUCGAUCUCGGGGCCGACUACCCCACAGAGAGCCUGUCCCUCGGGACAUGGGAAGGCGUCGUCCAGAGGAAUAUGACAUGCACAACCGCAAGCGGCCCAGGAUUGAUUACACACCAGAAUUCCCCCAGAGACCAGGUUUUAUGCAAGACCCUCGCAAUCCACCUGUGGACAGGCGCUUCUCUGGUGUUAGGAGAGAUGUGUUCCUCAACGGAUCCUACAAUGACUAUAUGAGAGAAUUCCACCACAGCAUUGGGCCCCCACCACCAUGGCAAGGAAUGGUAAGCCUAACCAUAAUCACUGAGUUUUUCUGUUUCUGUUGCUCUGGUUAUCAAUGUGUUUCAAUCCUGAUACUGUUUUAUCCGAAGGCCCCAUACCCUGGAAUGGAGCAUCCUCCCCAGCACCCGUACUACCAGCAUCAUCCUCCUCCACCCCAGGCCCACCCUCCUUACUCCGGACACCAUCCCAUGCCCCACGAUGCCCGCUUCAGAGAAAAGAGGGUUGUUCGCUCUUUUGCAUCCAGUUUGCAUGACUAUGACAUGCGAGUGGAUGAUUUCCUGAGACGAACGCAGGCGGUGGUGAGUGGACGCAGGAGCCGACCACGUGAGCGUGACCGACAGAGAGAGCGUGACCGGCCACGGGAUGGGCGUCGGGACCGAGAACGAGAGCGUGGCAGAGAACGGGACCGUGAGAGAGAGCGAAUUCGAGACCGUGAGAGGGAGAAGGAGAGGGGCCGAUACCGAAGAUAGGGGGGAAACGUUUUAAACCUUUUUUUUUUUUUUUUUUUUUUUUUUUUUUACAUUAGUUUUUUCCCCACUUUUUUUUUUUUUUUUUUUUUUUUUUUUUGUACAGUUCAUCAGAAAAAGUAAACUGAAUCUUUCUGGGCAUUUUUUUUUAUUUUAUUUUAUUUUUUCUCAAUCUCAGUUAGCAUCAUGCAGAUGCAAUGCAUUUAAAAUUGAACUGUGAAAACCAAAAAGCAUUUUUAUCCUCAAUUCUUUUUUAUGUUCUAUUUUUAAUCAUUGGUUCUGUAGCUGAUCCUGCAGGUGUUGAGAAGGAGCUUCCUUUCCGUUUUUUUCCUCCCCACUUUCAGAUUGUGAGCCAGACUGUGCAUUCCUUACAUGGCUGUUGCAGUUUUAUGUGUUUGCUAACUCUGCGCUUGUCUUUGUGAGUUCUGUUGUACAUUUAAAUAAGGUCAUAGGUGCCAGUAUUCCAAGGCACUGCUAAAUAUGACAAUGUUGUAUCAAGUAUGUUUCUAUAGCUUUGUCUGCUGCCAGGCUUGUUUUGAUUGAGAAGUGGGUAAAUAUUGCCACAUUUGCUUCUUGUCCAUUAAAAACAUAAAUGUCAUGAAGGUUUGUAAAUUGACUCAAGUCAUUUGUUGUUGGACUAUCUGUUGGAUACUAUAUGGAUACAUUUUGUACAAAAACAAAUAAAAGAAAGUGAAUUGCA
Messenger RNA from Carassius gibelio (silver crucian carp), 2991 nucleotides. Its product is annotated as YTH domain-containing protein 1. Gene Ontology annotation, molecular function: N6-methyladenosine-containing RNA reader activity; mRNA binding. Gene Ontology annotation, cellular component: nucleoplasm. The transcript has 15 exons. The record is from RefSeq and is a predicted model, not a curated record. Gene Ontology annotation, biological process: mRNA splicing, via spliceosome; regulation of alternative mRNA splicing, via spliceosome. Bases 174 to 2294 code for a protein of 706 amino acids. Lineage: Eukaryota; Metazoa; Chordata; Actinopteri; Cypriniformes; Cyprinidae.